Ilex paraguariensis (yerba mate) is the source of this 510-nucleotide messenger RNA. NCBI's taxonomy places the organism in Eukaryota, Viridiplantae, Streptophyta, Magnoliopsida, Aquifoliales, Aquifoliaceae. The record is from the annotation of a GenBank genome assembly.
AUGCCUGCAUGGUUAGCCAAUUUGACAGCAAGCGAGGGAAUGAACAUAGAAAUCCUGUUGAACAGCGUCAUCACCACAAUGCCUUCAUGGUUAGCCAAUUUGAUAGCAAGCAAGGGAAUGAACAUAGAAAUCAUUUGUUUGACUCCUUAUCUGGAGAAGCUUGAUACACAGGGUUUCGGGCUGACUCUUAUAUUUGAAGGGGAAAGAGGGGGGGUGAUGUUGCCUUUGAAGGGGGAAGGGAUACUCUAUGACAUGACCAUACUCCCCAUCCUCUCCCCUCUCGGCCCUCUCUUUCUCACUGUAGAGGAGCUAAGUGAUAUGACGGCUAUUAAGGCAGAGGAUAUCUUGGCCACCCUUCAGAGCUUGGAAUUGAUCCAGUAUCGAAAGGGGCAACAUGUCAUAUGUGCAGAUCCCAAGGUAUUGGAUCGUCAUCUUAAAGCAGCCGGCCGAGGUGGUCUUGAGGUUGAUGUUACCAAAUUGAUAUGGACUCCUUAUAAAGAGCAAAAUUGA